Messenger RNA from Aspergillus aculeatus ATCC 16872, 935 nucleotides. RefSeq lists its product as uncharacterized. The record is from RefSeq and is a predicted model, not a curated record. Lineage: Eukaryota; Fungi; Ascomycota; Eurotiomycetes; Eurotiales; Aspergillaceae. The coding region runs from base 279 to 740 and encodes 153 amino acids. The transcript is spliced from 3 exons.
CUCCCUUCCAGCCAAAGUCUCGGGUUGACUUGCCUGUACAGAGCUCCAAGUCGACGACGAGGGACGCAUGGUGCGAUUCGGCAUCGCCGACUCCCCAGCACGCCAUUCUCUCAAUCCAGCUGGAUGAUGAGUCUAUAAAAUUGGGGAAACUCCCCGGCAUUGGGAUAGCUUUUCAUCAUCAACAACAACAACAACAGCUUCCAUCUCAUCCUCUUGACUAGUCAAAUCUACUCUCUUCAGACACCUUUCGUCUACCACAGCAUCCUCACUUCUUCACCAUGCCUAUCUCCAAGGGAAACACCAUCACCAUCCCCACCCAGUUCCUCGGCGGCGCUGAGGGCAAGAAGAUCACCGUCCGGUGGCAGCAGACCUUUCGCGACCGCCACGAGGACUACUGGAUCUGCAAGUGGACCAACAAGACCACCCCCGGUGACCAGGGCGUUAUCUUCGUGCAGGCCAGCAAGCUCGAGCAGCUGAAGUCGCGCAAGGUCGACGGCGACGACCUCACCGUCGUCGUCAGCGACGAGUUCCAGUACGGCCAGAAGAAGGACCAGACCAACCGCUUUCUGGUCUACCACGACAAGUCCAACAAGCCCUAUCAGCACCGCUUCAUGGAGAACACCCUGACCUCCCUGGGUUCCAAGGGCGCCGACUUCGUCAUCAGCCUCGGAUACUCCGACGUCUCCAAGGUCGAGGACAUUCUCAAGCACUUUAUCGGUGACUACCUCAAGGACUUUUAGAGGCCGCGCAUUGGUGGAUUGUCUGGUGGAGGAGAUGGAUAAGGGAUGUUCAAGGAUGCUUUGGCAUGUUUGAGUUUGCGAUCGAUCGUUUAUGAGUGUUUAUUUUGGGCCUUGUUUUAGUUAUAAGUUUGUGUUUUUGUCGAUUUAUGUCUUUUGCUCUGCAGAGUCGCGAGUUUAUAUUUUUGAAUGGCACAG